Centruroides sculpturatus (bark scorpion) is the source of this 1523-nucleotide messenger RNA. RefSeq names its product ankyrin-1-like. Bases 287 to 1447 code for a protein of 386 amino acids. Gene Ontology annotation, biological process: positive regulation of transcription by RNA polymerase II. Gene Ontology annotation, molecular function: transcription cis-regulatory region binding; protein binding. The record is from RefSeq and is a predicted model, not a curated record. Gene Ontology annotation, cellular component: nucleus; cytoplasm. The transcript has 9 exons. Lineage: Eukaryota; Metazoa; Arthropoda; Arachnida; Scorpiones; Buthidae.
GGCUGGAGGGGCGACACAAUGACGCUUGAUAGUGGUUUGUAAUGUUUCCAAAGGUUUUGAAUCUUUUCUGCAGGCUUUCUCGAAAGAAAUAUCUCUGAUAUAGCAUAAUAAUGUAGCAUUCUGAUGAGUUUUAUUCUAAUUGUUUUGAGAAGUAUGGAUCUAAAGAGAAAAUUUUAUUUUUCUUGAAGAUGUGAUUAAAUGAGAAUGAGUGUUGUAAAGUCUUCAACAGUUCAUUUUAUUAACCUCAUUACAUAUAAAGGAAAGAGUGAAAGAAGUGUUUGAGACCAUGUCCACUUUAGAAGAAGAACUAUAUGAAGCUGUCAAUAACAACAAUGUAGAAUGUGUAAAGGAACUUCUAAGAAGAGGUGCAAAUGUAAAUAUUUUAGUUCAUUCUGGACGUACAAUUUUAGGCCGAGCAGUUCAGUUAGGAAAUGUAGAUGUAAUAGAAGUCUUACUUCAUGCAGAAGAUUAUCUUCCACCUGAAGAUAAUUAUGAAAAUGAAGAAAUUGAAGAUGUUACAUCAUUGGAAUGUUACUUAGAACCUGGAUUUUUGUCAUGGACACAAGAUAACAAUGAAACAAAUCAAGAAAAUAGAGAUCAAGGUAAUAGUAUGUCUGAGGAUAAUUCAUGUUGGACAGAAAAUAGACUCUCACUUAGUGAUGGUUGGAAAGAGCCACCUCAGCCAAGUUUAGGAGGACUUGUAUUAUUUCAGUCCUUAAGAAAAUUUACUUUUCAUCGAAGAAAAUGUGACGUUAACUUGCCAGAUUUUUAUGAUCGCAUGCCUAUUCAUUAUGCUGCAGAAGGUGGGAAAGUUGAAGUAUUGGAGAUGCUUUUAAAAGCAGGUUGUCGAGUAAAUGUAUCGGAUAGUGAGAAUAUUACUCCUCUUCAUUUGGCAGUUUCUCGUGGCCACGAGGAAAUUACAGUGAUGUUGCUUAGUGCAGGAAGUCGUGUCAAUAGCAAAACCAGGUAUAUCAGUGAUAAGUCGUCUGCUCUUCAUAUUGCUGCUAGUCGAGGAUAUCCUGGUAUCGUAGAAAAACUUCUAAAUUUUGGUGCCAAGAUUGAUAUUUUAGAUGCAUCAGAUCGAACACCUUUAUUCCUUGCCAUUAAUCGUGCCAAUCAUCAAGUUGUCAGAAUAUUACUGCAUUGUGGAGCAAAAGUUAAUGUUGAGGAGAUACAUGGCUAUACUCCUCUGUCUGAAGCUGUUUGGCAAAAAGACUGUGAUCUAGUCCAAUUGUUAAUCCAAAAUGGAGCCAAAGUUACAGGUGUUCAUCAUCUUUUACAUUAUAGUGUCUUGCACCAUUCCCUCCAAUUAACAGAACUUUUACUUAAUGGAGGAGCAUUUGUUAAUGUUCGUGAUGACAGUGGUGAUACACCUUUGCAUAUUGCUGUUAGAGGGGCACAAGUUGAAAUCUUAAAACUGUUGUUAAAACAUGGUAAGAAAAUUUAAUAUGUACAAAGUAUAAGUAAUACAAAUUUGUGCUGAUCUUUUAUAAUAAAUGUAUUAUAUAUUGACAUAAUACUGA